This is a messenger RNA of Fusarium vanettenii 77-13-4, 1046 nucleotides long. RefSeq lists its product as uncharacterized. Gene Ontology annotation, cellular component: endoplasmic reticulum membrane; COPII-coated ER to Golgi transport vesicle. Gene Ontology annotation, biological process: endoplasmic reticulum to Golgi vesicle-mediated transport. The record is from RefSeq and is a predicted model, not a curated record. Lineage: Eukaryota; Fungi; Ascomycota; Sordariomycetes; Hypocreales; Nectriaceae. The transcript has 4 exons. Bases 231 to 650 code for a protein of 139 amino acids.
UCUUGCCCUUUGAUCUCGUCGACCAGGCCACGUCCUUUUUUGUGCUCAUCAACCUCAGCUGCUCUUGAUACCCGCCUGCUCCUACGACGAGGCUAUCCCUUGCUUCCGCGCGCGCGCACAAACUUCAUCUUCCAGCUUGUGACAGAGCUUGACAAACAGCUGUCCUCGACUCGACCCUCGUCACCCCGACUCGACCACCUUUAGCCCUCGCACAACAACUCUAGCCCAUCAUGAUGUCCGGAGAAGCUUGGUUGUACCUCUUGUCGGUACUCAUCAACGCCGUCAACCUCUUUUUGCAGGUUUUCUUCACCAUUAUGUACAGCGACUUGGAAUGUGACUACAUCAACCCCAUUGACCUCUGCAACCGACUCAACACCUACAUUAUCCCCGAGGCCGCGGUGCACGGUUUCCUGACCUUCCUCUUCCUCAUCAACGGCUACUGGGUGCCUCUCAUCCUCAACCUGCCUCUCCUUGCCUGGAACGUCAAGAAGAUUGUUGACAACACCCACCUGCUCGAUGCGACGGAGAUUUUCCGCAAGCUCAACGUUCACAAGAAGGAAUCCUUCUUCAAGCUCGGUUUCCAUCUGGUCAUGUUCUUCUUCUAUCUCUACAGCAUGAUUGUCGCUCUCAUCCGCGACGAGUCGUCCUAAACGACCGUCCAAGUAAAGCGGGAUCCAGCCAUGCCCGGCAUCAGGCAUGAUGUGUAUCGGAUAUGAUGGACCGCAAGAGUUACCCUGCUAGCCAAGGUCGGCCGACUACCUCCAGAGUCGAGUCGGCCAGUCACGCGAUGAGACGAUAUGAACCUGCCACGGCAGUACAUAACGAGUGGAAGAUGGUAUAGAUUGAUGACGGGUUUAAAGAGGCGGGCUUGGCGUAUAUAACCUGGUAUCAUGCCAGCUGGCGCUCUGGCUGAUUACUUCAUGAAAGCGGUGGGCGGCAUGGGUUGUUGGAGACUGAGGCAUCACGCACGCUUUGUUGGCCUUUUUGUCAUCCGGCAUCAGCCGCCCUGGUGUGAUAAUUGAUUAAUGACCGAACCGAAUGGCCAG